This is a messenger RNA of Exophiala spinifera, 1581 nucleotides long. RefSeq lists its product as uncharacterized. Gene Ontology annotation, biological process: transmembrane transport; carbohydrate transport. Gene Ontology annotation, molecular function: carbohydrate:proton symporter activity. Gene Ontology annotation, cellular component: membrane. The coding region runs from base 1 to 1581 and encodes 526 amino acids. The record is from RefSeq and is a predicted model, not a curated record. Lineage: Eukaryota; Fungi; Ascomycota; Eurotiomycetes; Chaetothyriales; Herpotrichiellaceae. The transcript has 3 exons.
AUGGCUCCUUCGGUCGUUGUAUCGACGUUGUCGAAAUUCCCUUCAUGGGUGCCCAGGUCGUCGGCGGUCGUCAACGGGUUGAUUCUGUUGACUUCCUUCAGCACUGCCACGGUCCUCGGUUACGACGCGUCCAUGAUGAACGCAUUGAACAUUCUCCCCUCCUACACCGAUUAUUUCUCGCUGAGUGCCGCCACCAUUGGACUGAAUUCUGGUAUCGUGUGGAUCGGGGCCAUUUUCGGUAGUCUGGCGUUGGUCAAGCUCCCCGACCACAUCGGGCGCAAGCCCGCCGUAUUCUACUCGGCUGUGUGUGCCAUCGUCGGCAGUGUGCUGCAGGGCGCCGCACAAAAUAUCGCCAUGUUCCUGGUCGCAAGGUUCAUCCUGGGUUUCGGCCUCGGAGGCACGUACGUCGCAGGUCCACUGCUGAUCGCCGAAACACUGCCGUUGAAGCUUCGAUCGUAUGGGUUGGGUGCUUUCACGGACUUGUACUAUGCGGGGGGCCUUCUUUCUGCCGGUGUCACGUACGGAACAGCGCAGAUGCAGUCAACAUGGGCCUGGCGUCUGCCUUCGCUGUUGCAAAUCGUCUUCACCCUAGUUUCCAUCAUGGCGCUGCCGUGGAUCCCAGAGUCGCCGAGAUAUCUCGUCCACAAGGGGCGACAGGAGGAUGCUCUUCGGUCCAUUGCGCAGUGCUGCUCCAACGGCGACACCACGGCUCCGCAAGCUCAGGCGACCCUCCUACAGAUCGUGCAGGCCUGGGAGCUGGAGAGAAAUUUCGAGGAGCCAUCACUGAAGGACAUCGCGAAGGCCCCGGGCUUGCGCAAGCGCAUGCUCAUCGUCUUGACGGUGGCUGCAUUCUCCCAACUGACGGGUUCCGGUCUGUUCUCCUACUACCUGGGCUCGGCACUCACCAACGCCGGCGUGACCGACUCGACCACCCAACUGGAAAUCAACAUCAUCCUCAACUCUUUCUGCCUGGUCGUCGCGAUCGUGGGAACAUUCCUGGCGGAACGGAUGGGCCGCAAGCUGCUUGCCGAGCUGUCCACCGCAGGCUGCAUGAUAUUCCUGAUCCUCAUCGGCGUGCUGACGAAAUAUUACGGCACGUCGACCAAUACGUCGGCCAUCUAUGCGACCGUCGCCAUGAUAUUUCUCGCACAGGGGUCGUACAGCUUCGCGUGGACCCCGCUGGCAGUCAUGUACCCGCCGGAAAUCCUGAACUACUCGCUUCGUUCGGCGGGUAUGGCGUGGUUCACCAUCUGGCAAAACGCGACUCUGCUCGUGCCCAUCUUCGCGUUUCCCGUCGCGAUUGAGAGCAUCGGCUGGAUCAUCUACGUCCUGAACGGGGUCUUCGACUUCUUUGUGAUCCUGGUCAUCGUGUUCUCCUGGGUCGAGACCAAGGGCUUGUCGCUGGAGGAGGUCUCCGGGCUGUUUGAGCCGCAGACCGGCGCUGCGCUGAUCGGGAUUGAUGCGGCAAUCCAGGAGGCUCGGAAUGAAGGCGUCGAGGUGCUGGAGAUCAUGCCGAACAAGGCGGUCAGGUGGCCUCGGGAUGAAGCCGGUGACCUUGUGAUGAAUGAAAAAUCGGUCUGA